Bemisia tabaci is the source of this 3635-nucleotide messenger RNA. Lineage: Eukaryota; Metazoa; Arthropoda; Insecta; Hemiptera; Aleyrodidae. The record is from RefSeq and is a predicted model, not a curated record.
GGGCCAAUCUCAUUUGUUUAUAUGUGGUCCUCCUGAUUCGUCAAGGUAUCAACUCGGUCGAAGUCGCAUUCUAUUUAGGCAAAAAUUUCGGCAGAUUUUGAAUUUUUAGCCAAAAACAAUAUUCACCCCCUGCGCAUGACCUUACAUAAUCAUUCUAAACCCAAAAAUUAAAGAAAUGAAAGUAGAAUAUUGUUUGGAAAAAAAGUCGCAUUCGAUACAGCAAUCGAUAACUGUAUGGAACGAGCGGUUCUCUUCCAAAUGCUAUUCUGCUUUCAUUUCUCUGAACUUUGCCUAUUUUUGGGAUUAGAUUUAUGUUUUAGGCUUAUGCCCAACGCCUAUUGUCCUUUCUUUAUCAAACAUUUAAAAAUUACCGACAUUUUUUACAUAAUCGAUGUGAUAUAUCGCACGCAACUUCGACCAAACCAGAGACCGUUACAAAUCAACUUAAGUCUUAACACUCUUAACCUAACCUAACCGAACAACUUCAAAUCCGAAUCCGAAACGUCCGCUUCAAUUUUCUCUGUGUAAUUCUAAAUUUUCAGUGUUCUUGACUUCUUGUUCGUCGUUACAUAUCUGCGUGAGUAGCCGUUAAGUAGGACAAGUGUGUACGAAGAACAAUUUCCUAUCUUUAUUGUGCUAAAACUGAUCUUGCACAUGUUCUCUUUAGAUCAGAGGCAUGGCUGUGUUUGUGCAAGUCGUUGAAGAGGAAGGUGAUGAACCUAUAGAACUACCUGCUGAAGAAGAUGGAACUUUAUGCCUCUCAACACUAUCAGCUCAGUUUCCUGGUGCUACUGGUUUGAAUUUCAGAGCAGAAAAUUGUUCUACUCGUGGUGUUCGCUGUGUGGAUAAUGGCCUAUUCCCCCCGCAAGAUGGAUGGGGCUCGAGGACAUACAUUUGUGUUUUACCCAAGGGUUCUAUGUCCACCAAGAGACCACUCCCAAAUGGCGAGGCAACCAAGCGAACAAACAACUCAGAGGACCAAGGACCAAACAAGAAGCACAAAGCAGGUAAAUCUGUACUCUUGAUACUUCUUAACCUUUACUUAUCAUCACUCUCUCUUAGGUUCUCUCUUUUAAAACUGUUGGAUAUUGGCAAUUUGUCACUGACAGUAACUUUAAGUAUAGCUUUGCAACCUGUCACUUUUCGUGUCUCACUGUCAAGGUGUGUAGCAACGUGUUAGGCUAUCCACUUGGUCAUCAUCACGUCUACGUCUGUAUUGUUUGCCAUGUUAAUUCUCUAAUUUUAACGCCGUUCGUCCUCAUUAAAUCUCAAUGGUUCUCCUAUUAUUCCCUGUGCAUACUUAACUAAUUUGCUUGCUCCAACAAAAAUGUCAGAAUUGCCAUAGGGAUACAAAGAAAAAAUAGAAAUGAUUCACGUUUUACUGGUGAAGAGACAUAGGGAUGUGGGUGUUAAUUUUCCUUUCUCUUCAAUGUAUUCUUGAAAUAAAGACCAGUCAGUACCACCAUUGCAUAAUCUUUCUGGAAGGGCACGUUUACAUGAUAAUUGAAAACAUCAAUAAUAUAAACCUCGAUGACUCUAAAAAGAUUUGACUGUGAGAGGGGAAAUAUUCUUCGAGCGAACAGCGAUAUGCAGUGCGGCCGCGCAGCCCCUCCAGUCGGUAUCCAUGGUGACUGGGCGCAGCCACGGAGCUCACUUCGCAGACAGAUGUUCGCGUAGUCCAUAGAGGAACAGAAUUUUUUUUGAUGAUCGAGAGCAGACUGAGUCGCCUCUCUUCUCUUAUUAGUCAUCCUAAGCCUGUCCUGUCAGACGCUCACUCUCUUGAAUAGCGUUCUCAAUUUCCUGGCACUCGCUGAGAAAAUAGUUGUUUGCUCACUAAAUCAGAACGACUGCAUGGCGCAGAUGUAACAACAAAGAACAUUGUUUAUGACGAACUGCUAUUGAGAAGCCUACAUAUUUAGUUGUCUUCGUCAAGGCAUGUUUUUUCUACUUUAGUAGGCAAACAAAUGAUUUCGCUCAUCAAAGGCAGAUGAAAAUAACAUAAAAAAAAUAAAUCAAUUGAAAAAAAGAAAAUGAAAAAAAUAAUUUAAGAAAAACUAAUGAAGUGUAUAAUCCAUUCGAUGACGCCACUUCAUGGAGGCUUGCUUCGCGAGCCUCAAAGUCAGCCGCGAAGCGGGUGACCGGGGGUGGAGGGGGGACCCGGACCCCCGAUAACAAUAUUUUUCAACACGAAUGAGUUGAAGAGCGUGCCAUUCCAAGGUUCACAUUUCGACGGUGUAAGACUGCGAUCAUUUAUCUCGGUUUCUGACAUAUCAGACUUCCUGUCGUAUUUUACUUUUAAAUGGAAACUACUGAAAGGCAAUUUUUAAUUGAAACUUGGCAAUGCUGUGAGAGCAAAUAUUAAUAUGUCAUAUCAGCUGACUUAUUUUGGAUUUUUUUUAUAACCUCCGGUGUGCCCUCAUUAAAAGUGAAUGUGCACUGUUGUGACGUAUUCAAGCUACUCAUGUUUUAAUUUCAAAUGUCCCCACCUUUAACGUUUAAAAAUUUUAGGUAACUGUUAGUAAACACUCGUGCGAUUGUGAAUUGUUUAAAGAUCAGGAUCUUCAGAUCACAGAAUGAACAAAACAUUUAACAGUGUAACAGGUGAAGGUGAUAAGGGAUAAACUUUAAGUCACACCUGUUGGCGCCAUUGAGAAAAUGGCGCCUGGUCUCAUGUGUCAUGUUUGCAAGUCACAAGGUACAGGGGCGCCAACAACGGCCAACAAAGUUCCCAAUGACCCCACCUUGUAGGGGGGUCAUCAUCAUAAUCAUCUCCUACUACUGUAGAAAGCUUACUUCUUGCGAUUCCUUCUGUUAUACUGAAAAUGAUAUUAUCAAGAGUUGUUUUUUAUCUACAGGAUAAUGCAUUGGUCUCCCCUGUUGCAACAUGAGCAUGAACUGGUUUGAUAGCUUUGAAGAGCUUACCACUUUUUGUAUUAACUUUUUUGGAACCCCAAAACACAUGUUUUGCAUUCCAAGCACUUGCUAUAAAACAGCUAUUAUCAAGUUGAGCGUAAGCAGAGGUAACAUUAAUGAACUUUGUCUCCCCUGCGACUUCUAGAUCUAUAGCUUGUGCUAGUAUGCAAUCGAAUGAGUUAUUUUUGAUACUCCUCUUCUACAGAAUUCCUGCCCCUCUGUGUGGUGAAGGGUAUAUGCACAUAUCAACGGCGAAACUACCAGACCACGUAUCUCUGUAUGUGAUAUUGUGGACUUCCUGCCGUACUUUAUUUUUCAAAUGGAAAACUAGUCAACGUCAAUUAUUGAAAACGUCCGUGUUUUUUCGUCUCUGUGCGAGGAAAACUCUGAAAAUUUCAAGAGAUGAUAUUGAUUUGUUCUCCUUCAAAAAAAAUAAAAUGGGAGUGGAGAUUUUCAAACACCGUAAACGAGAUACGUGGUCUGGUAGUUCACUGUCAAUAUGCAAAUAAUUCUGAAGUAAAAAACACGAGAGCCGUUCAAUUGAAUCCAAAGACACACUAAAUUUUGCCACCCAAUAUGAAAUCAAUAUCAUACAAUUUUGACACCCUAUGGCAGGGGUCCUGUCUAUUUUUCUCCAGAGCAACAAACUGACUCGCAUGCCCUAGGUAUUGAUAACAAUGAUGUUCCUUCUGGUUAGGUUGGGCUCAGACCUGCUAGUGAGC